This is a messenger RNA of Triticum aestivum (bread wheat), 2068 nucleotides long. Its product is annotated as protein THYLAKOID FORMATION1, chloroplastic. The coding region runs from base 1030 to 1746 and encodes 238 amino acids. NCBI's taxonomy places the organism in Eukaryota, Viridiplantae, Streptophyta, Magnoliopsida, Poales, Poaceae. Gene Ontology annotation, cellular component: chloroplast thylakoid. The record is from RefSeq and is a predicted model, not a curated record. The transcript has 6 exons. Gene Ontology annotation, biological process: protein import into chloroplast thylakoid membrane; protein import into chloroplast stroma; photosystem II assembly.
CUCCCUUCCCAGACGAGCAAUAGCCUUUCCUCGCCCCUGCCCCUGGCAAUUACCCUUUUGCCCUCACCGGCGGUGUCGACCAUCCGCCGCCGUAUCCCGUGAGAGAGCCGGCGGUAGCCCGAGGAGUCUCCCAUGGCGGCCAUAUCGUCGCUUCCUUUCGCUGCACUGCGCCGAGCGGCCGACUGGAGGCCGUCAACGGCGACUGCCGCGGUGAGCGUCUCCGGUGGCGUCAUGCUCAACGCGAGGGCUCGGCGGGGAUCACGUUCGGUGGUGCGCUGCGUCGCUACGGCUGGUGGUUUAAUCUGGAUGGUACUAUCAAGAGAGUAUGUAAAGCACUACUGGAAACUAAUCGAGCGAUGCAAACUAAGACAUUGAAUGGUUCAACUAAACCAAUUGGUAGCAAUUCUGUUGCAGAUUGAACCAGCAGAGCAAGUUUACAGUGUCUGAGUUAGUGUGCCACCUUGUUAUUAAAUUUAAUGGAUACUUAUUCGUUAAGCUGGUGAGGUCUCAAUUGGUGAAGGCACCGACCUGUGCCUUUCAUGGUCUCAGUAACGUCUUGCACAUGCAGUCUAUGACUCCAGGAGUUUUCCAGCGACUAAUGCUUUUACUUGUUUAUUUUAGGCCGAUUUAUAAAAACUUUUGUUGAGUUUCAGUUUCCUAGCAAAGUUUAGAUAUUUUCUGUUAAGCGGCGAGGCCUCUACAUGGGGCUGCAAGGACUGGAAGGUCAUGCUGCUAAACUCUUCAAUCCUAACAAUUGUCGAUUUUGGAUUGGUUUCUGUGAUGGACUGAUGAUUAGUGUUUCAGUCUGUUAAUAGGGUAUUUGUGCUAUAAGUCCCUUAAUUUAUCCACCAUUUGUGCCUGUGCUAAAAACUAUACAUGCCUUGUGCAAAAAAAGUUUAGGGUCAACUGUUGGAAGGCUGAAGAUUUUUGUUAGUUGAAUUAUGGGUAUCAGUCCAACUUCCUUGCUGCUGGGACUUGGUAACGUGUAGCAACUACGAUGCAGUCUGAAGCGUUUUGAGCGUGUAUAAAAUGCACAUAAAGAGAAAUGAUAUCCCACCUACUGUGGCAGAUACAAAGAUGAACUUCCUGAAGUCAUACAAACGUCCUAUUCCAAGCAUUUACAGUACAGUCCUACAAGAACUUUUGGUGCAGCAACAUCUGAUGAGAUACAAAAGUACCUAUCAGUAUGAUCCUGUGUUUGCUCUUGGAUUUGUCACUGUCUAUGACCAGCUUAUGGAAGGGUACCCCAGCACCGAGGACAGGGAUGCCAUCUUCAAGUCAUACGUAACGGCGUUAAAUGAAGAUCCUGAGCAAUACAGGGCUGAUGCACAAAGGAUGGAAGAGUGGGCACGCUCACAAAAUGGUAACUUGUUAGUUGAAUUUUCUUCCAGAGAUGGGGAAAUAGAGUCCAUUCUGAAAGAUAUAUCAGAAAGGGCCCAGGGUAAGGGAAACUUCAGCUACAGCCGGUUCUUUGCUGUUGGCUUGUUCCGUUUGCUUGAGCUCUCAAAUGCGACGGAGCCAACCGUACUGGACAAGCUUUGUGCUGCUCUAAACAUCAAUAAAAAGAGCGUGGAUAGAGACCUUGACGUUUACCGCAACUUACUCUCGAAACUGGUUCAAGCCAAGGAACUUCUCAAGGAAUACAUCGAGAGGGAAAAGAAGAAGAGAGAGGAGAGAUUGGAGACGCCCAAGCCGAAUGAGGCUGUUGCAAAAUUCGAUGGAAGCGCUUAUCCCUUGAAGCAUUAACUCAACCUUUCCCCAGAGGACAGCUUGUCCGGAUAACAGAUAUUAACAGUUAUACACAUCUGGAUAGCGUUGAGAACUAUUGGGGGCAUCUUUGGCUGCUCUUCGCCCGAGUGUAGUACUCGGCCGUACAAAAAGAUCCAGAUUAUUCGUAGUAUUGAGUUUGGUAUUUUGUAAUUUCUCCUUCUAUGUGUUCGAAUGUUAUCGUUUUCUUCACUUCUUUGACAAUAUAUGAAGAGGUAUCUGGUGAUGAAUGUUACAAGAUGAGAAAAAAUAUAUAUUUUGGUGAAAAAGAAAUCAUUCCGACUAGUGUUGUUUAUCUGAA